UGUUAUUAUUGCUUUCGUCAGCCAAAAAUAAAAAUGUACAACGAUUAAGUAACGUUUGUCUUGUUUUGUCGCUUUUAGCUACGUGAAGUUACAUUCUUGGCAAAAGCUGUUGCUUAGCGUUAGUUGUUGUGAUGUACCUGUAUUGAAGUUUAGUCUAGUUAGCAUGUCUGCGCAAGCGCCGUGCGUGAAGCAGGAGCCGGCGGGUGAACAAGACCAGGGCGCGUGGUGCGUGAGGGACUUGCCAGCCUCGCUGUUCGCGGGCGAAGUGCACAUUAAAGAGGAUACAGAGCUCAAAGUCAAAGAAGCCGAAGUGAAUGAGAAGCUGUCAUGUGAAGAAAGUCAAAGGCCAUGCAUGAGCGAGGCAGACAUGGUGACCAAUCUGUUCAUGGACCACGGCAUGCAGGACGAGCCCUUGCUGAAACCAAAGCAUGUGCAGGCACAGGAAACGGCUUACAAACUUCAUGAGGCAGCCAUAAAGGGAGAACAGCAGGAGCUGAAAAACUGUACUGUAAGGCUCGAGCGCAUUGAUAAACUACUUAUCCACGUGUGUCCCAGCACAAAGGACCAUAUCCGCACCAUAUCCUCAACAUGUGUUAACAAGGAAACUGGCAUGAAAACUGAAACACUGGAUGACAGUUCUGCUACCAACCACGCUAUAGCGGUGAAGCUAGAACGCCUGCAGCUAAGAGACUGCUGCGUGAGGCUCGAACGCCUCCAACACCAAGAGGCGCUGCUUAGAUGCAACAUGGGGCCCGCCGCGCUCUACCAAUCACAAGCUAAGCGCGCCGUGUCUGGACCCUCUAAUUCGCGACACGAAGCAAAUACUAAUAAAAAUAACCCAGAGAUGUAUGCGUGUAACGAUUGUGGAAAAACGUUUCACCGAAAAUUUAACUUAAUACGCCAUAUUCAAAGUAACAUUUGUAAAACAGAGAGACCAUACUCUUGUCACACAUGCGGGAAAACAUUUAAACAAAAAAGCCAUUUGAAUACACAUACAUUUACUCACACGAGCGUAAAACCAUACGCUUGUGAAACAUGCGGGAAAAAAUUUAAACAAAAAAGCCAUUUGAAUACACAUACAUUUACUCACACUGGCGCAAAACUAUACGCUUGUGGCACGUGCGGAAAUAAAUAUAAACAUAAAAGUUAUUUGAAAAUGCAUGCAUUUAUUCACACUGGUGAAAAACCGUAUGCAUGUGAAGUAUGUAAAAGGCAGUUUUCGAACAGUGGUUCUUUAUUUGCUCAUAAACGAGAACAUACGGGAGAAAAGGCUUUUCUGUGUCACAUUUGUAGUAAACCGUUUUCGAGUGGGACUGUUUUAAAAAUGCAUAUGAGGAUGCACACUGGCGAAAAGCCGUAUUCAUGCGAAAUUUGUAAAAAGCAGUUUGCGUAUUCUAACAGUCUAACAAUACACAAACGGAUGCAUACAGGGGAAAGGCCAUAUUCGUGUGAGUUUUGUGAGAAACGGUUUAAGACUUCGGGUUAUUUAGGCAUACAUAGACGGAUCCAUACUGGCGAAAGACCGUAUAUGUGCGAGAUAUGUUAUCGGGAGUUUUCGGAUUCUGGACACUUUUUGGAACAUAAACGGACCCAUACCGGCGAAAAGCCUUACUCGUGCAACGUAUGUGGAAAGCAGUUUAGGCGCUCAGAGCAUUUGCGUAUGCAUGAGCGAAUUCACACUGGCGAGAAGCCUUACUUUUGCGAGACUUGCGACAAACGAUUUGCGCAUUCGCAAAGUUUGCAUAAGCAUAAACAAACUCACAAAGAAAAAUCGUAUUUGUGCAAAAUAUGCAAUGAAAAUUUUUCACAAUUGAGAGACUUUAAAAAACAUAAAAGGAUUCACAAGAAGCGUGAUUUUACGUGUGAAAUAUGUUACAAAUCUUUUACCCGUUUGCUCCAUCUGGAGACGCAUAAACGUAUUCAUACUGGCGAGAAGCCUUAUACAUGCAAAAUUUGUGACAAACAGUUUUCCCAAAAAGGUCACUUGAAUGUGCACUCUCAAAUUCAUAGUGACAAAAGGCCGUACGCUUGUGAGAUAUGUAAUAUGCGGUUCAAAGAUUACGGUUACUUGCUCAAACACAAACGAAUCCACACUGGCAUAAAGCCCUAUUCUUGUGAAAUUUGCGGAAAAAAGUUUUUGGAGAAAAGCGGUCUGAUCAGUCAUAACAGAAUACACAGUGGUGAAAAGCCGUAUACGUGCUACAUAUGCAAGAAAUCAUUUGCACAUGCACAUACCUUAACUAUGCACAGAAGACUUCAUACCGGCGAAAUGCCUUAUACGUGCAAAGUUUGUAAAAAGCAGUUUUUAUGUUCGUCUGCUUUGUCUUCUCAUGAACGGACUCACACUGGUGAGAAACCAUAUUCGUGCCAAGAUUGUGGCAAACGUUUUGCGCACUCAUCAGCGCUUGUUAUACAUAUUAGACGAACUCAUACUGGCGAAAAGCCCUACUUUUGUGAAGAUUGCAGCAAAAGCUUUGUGGAUGCAAGUAGUUUGGGUAAACAUAGACGCGUCUGUACGGGUAAAAAUUCGUAAAAAAAUUGUUAUGUGAACUUUAUAAAAAAAUGGUCGCAGUCGAGAUUUACAUACAUAAAACAGAUAGCAUUUAUUACAAUGAAAUAAAGUAGACAAGCAAAUAUUGGUUUUGGUUGGGAAUGCUAUCUAAUACGUGUAUGUGUAUACUCAACUUGAAAAACAUAUAAAAGCGAAAAGUAAAAUUACACUAAGCGCCACUUGCACCAUCCCACCAAC
Molecule: messenger RNA, 2749 nt
Organism: Cydia splendana
Lineage: Eukaryota; Metazoa; Arthropoda; Insecta; Lepidoptera; Tortricidae
Product: zinc finger protein 271-like
Exons: 4
Coding region: 164-2533 (789 amino acids)
Biological process (GO): regulation of transcription by RNA polymerase II
Cellular component (GO): nucleus
Molecular function (GO): DNA-binding transcription factor activity, RNA polymerase II-specific; RNA polymerase II transcription regulatory region sequence-specific DNA binding
Source: RefSeq, a predicted model, not a curated record